CCUGCUUCAGUUGUUCCUCCCUUCCCUCUCUGCGCCUAGCUCGUUCAUGAGUGGCAUCAUCACUCGCGCCGUCCGUGCAGUUGUCGCCCCUAACGCACUCCGUCUCGCGGCGACCGUCGCACGAUCGUCUGUUGCACGCCAACGCUCGCACGUGGCGAUGGCAUCGUUUCUGUCCGUCGGGGGAGUGGGUCUGUCCGCGGGCGGACUAUCAGCAGGAGUAAGACCGCGGCGCCUGGCGUCGUUGACUGGGUCGGAAAUUGCGGGAGCAGCGGCUGUACCGCCAGCGCGCGGAUAUGCCCCGUUCGUAGCGGCGGUUUCCUCGUCCGCCGCCUUCCGCCAGUCGGCGCAGCCCGCCUUGCGCCAGGGCGGGGGGAGUCGUGGCAUGUCGGCGGUGGCGGCGCAGGCUGUGCGCGGGGAAGGCGUGGUGGGGCUAACCGUCUCGGGAAACGCCGUCCUGCCCUCGGUGUCUGUCUCCUUCGACCCCUCCGCUGCUCCUCUCUCGCUGCCCUCCGAUCUCCUUCUCCUCGCUGUCUUCGACUCCGCCCUCUCUCGCGACGACACGUCAGCAGCCAACUUCACCGGCUUCGUCGCUGACGCGCCAGGCGGUGCUGAGCUUUCAUCUCUGGACUCGACGCUGUCAGGCGCCCUUGCUGAGCUGGCAUCUGAUCCCGAAUUCAGAGCGAAACCCGGGCAGGUUUCGCAGGUUCUCCGCGUUCCCGGGCAGCCCUUCAAGAGAAUCGCGUUGCUGGGUCUUGGAAAGACGGAUGUGCUUAUAAAGGGGGAGUCCGGCUCGUGGCAGGGAGUGGGAUCCGCUAUAGCAACCGCUGCCAAAACGAAUCAGGCCAGCAAGGUAUCCGUGGCAUUCGUAGGCAAGCCCGAGGCGGCGGAGGGAGAGGAGAUUAAAGCCGGAAACGCGGUUCGGGGGAUAGUAACGGGCGCCAUAGUAGGCAGCUUCGAGGACGUGCGGUUCAAAUCGGAUGAGAAGGAAAAAGCGAAAGCGGAGAGGGGUGUGAAGGAGUUGGUAGUGGUGGGACUAGGGGAGGGAGCGGCGCUUGAGAGGGACGUGUUUGUGGCUGAGAGGCUGGCCGCUGGGAUCAUCCUCACCAAGCAGCUCGUCAACGCGCCGCCCAAUGUGCUCACGCCAGCUGUGCUCGCUGACGUGGCGGUGAAUCUGACUGCCGCCCACUCGGACGUGCUGACAGCGAAGGUGCUUGAGAAGGCGGAGUGCGAGCAGCUGGGCAUGGGGGCGUACCUGGCCGUGGCAGAGGCGUCAGCGGCUGAUAACCCGCCCAAGUUCAUCCAUGUGACCUACAGGCCCGCUGCUGCUGAAGGCGCCGAGGAGAAGCCGCUGAAGAAGCUGGCGCUGGUCGGCAAGGGGCUCACCUUUGACAGUGGCGGGUACAACCUCAAGGCGGGUCCGGGCUCCAUGAUCCACCUCAUGAAGUUCGACAUGGGCGGCGCUGCUGCUGUCAUGGGCGCUGCCAAGGCCAUCGCUGCCAUCCAGCCGCAAGGAGUUGAGGUGCAUUUCAUCGUAGCAGCAUGUGAGAACAUGGUCAGUGGGGGCGGCAUGAAGCCGGGUGACAUCAUCACUGCUUCUAACGGCAAGACCAUUGAGGUCAACAACACGGAUGCAGAGGGGCGGUUGACUCUGGCCGAUGCGCUGCUGUAUGCUCAGAAGCAAGAGGUGGAGAAGAUUGUUGACAUCGCCACCCUUACCGGCGCAUGCAUCAUUGCCCUCGGGAAUGACAUUGCUGGCCUCUUCACGCCAAAUGAUGAAAUAGCAGCGGAGCUGGAGGUCGUGUCGAAGGUGUGUGGUGACAAGGUGUGGCGCAUGCCCAUGGAGGAGGGGUACUGGGAGGGCAUGCGCAGCAAACAUGCUGACAUGGUCAACACGGGUGGCAGGGAAGGCGGCUCCAUCACUGCCGCGCUCUUCCUCAAGCAGUUCAUGGAUGAGAAGAUCCCAUGGGCGCAUCUGGACAUCGCAGGGCCGGUGUGGAGUGAGAAGAAGGGCGGAGGCACUGGCUUUGCUGCCAGCCUGCUCUACUACUGGGUGGACUCGCACUCCUCAUAGAGGGCAAGGGCAUACAGGGCAAGGGCAUACAGUGUGUUAUAGGGUUUGGUGUUGUACUCUCUAAGAGCACAAACCCUUACAGCCUAGAACUAUACAUGUACAACAAAUGUAUAGAUUGACAACGUCACCUUGCAAUGCUGUUAGACAGUACGAGUAUUCUCACUCCGAACCGGGAUAGGACUUUAGCCGGUUCACUCAUGUUGAAAUGAACAACGUAUUUAUGAUGGCCAGGAUCUAGAGUUGGUGGAACCACGAGUAGAAAGUCAGCGGAA
Closterium sp. NIES-67 is the source of this 2343-nucleotide messenger RNA. NCBI's taxonomy places the organism in Eukaryota, Viridiplantae, Streptophyta, Zygnematophyceae, Desmidiales, Closteriaceae. The record is from the annotation of a GenBank genome assembly.